AUGAACAGUGGCGAAAGCGAUCUGGUAGAAUUUGAUGGACGAAGGAUUCAGCGUGAUACAGUACCGAAUAGGCAGAAGCAACAAGUAUCAACGAUCGUUGGUGAAGAAUCACUACAAGCGGCAUACACCGAGAAGGACCAGCCUGUGCAUUUCCAUAGCAACCAUCAGGGAACAAAUCACAACGGUGAAUGGAAAACACUGGUAGGAUCAUACGAUGAGACAACUCUUGAGUAUGAUGCUAACACAAUUGUAAUGGAUGGUUCUUUUCAACAGCAUCAGCACACAAAUAUCAGUAAGAACCGAAUUACCGUAGACCAGAAACCAUCCGACUGGCUUCGUGUGGGAUUGAACGUGACGGCGGAGAAGUAUGUGGAAAACUCUAAUGCGAUCGCUUUAACGGAUGGUAACGGCGUACUCGAACAAGACGAGCCGCUGCUGCACACAACACAAGGGUGUACCAGUAUCGAGAAACAGGUACGCGAUCACGGCCGAACUGGUAGCGUCAUGCGCGAUCCUCAGGAAUCUCAACACCGGUCAGCACCGACAGCACCACUCGGUGAGGUCGAAUCCGGUGAGGACGACAAUGAUUGUGUAGUCGUGCCGGCCACCGAACGCAAGGUGGAACCAUUGAAAAUUAACCUAGCACGUGAUCGGGAACCGCUCCGUACGGUCAUAAAACGUACGCCCGGCGCAAGCUCUACCCCAGACAGCUUUCAGCAGCUUUCACCGACCAUCCGUGACGUACCCGGGUCGCCGAAGAUUACUAUUAAGCCCCCGAAACCACCUCCAACAGUAGAAAAUACGUUGGUGGGGUUGGCUGGAGGAUCAUCAACGUCCUCGACAUCAUCCUCUUCGUUGACGGGUGCGGAACAACAUCAUCACACCAAUAAUUGUGCCGGUUCCGGGUCGGCCUUACCAUCGUAUAGCAGCAUUCCAAAGCUUACCAUUAAGCCGAUCAUCAAUCCGGCCGAUGAUACGCUAGCUUGUGAAACAGCGUCAACGGUGGGCACGGCAGCAUCGGUGGAGCAAAUGCAUAUUAUUCCUAAGUUACUCAUCAAGGGUUCCGUUUCCUCGUUGGAUGCAAGUCACGGACGGGAUGGAGCGAUGGAACGACACAUUGUGCCUAAACUAACCAUACGUGGUGUAAAUAACCACAACCAUCAUCACCAUCAACAGCAGCAGCAGCAACAUCACUUUGCACAAAACCAGUUGGAUUCACAAGUUUACUCUAACGAUGGUAUAGCGUCUGCCAUGCUACAAAUGGAUGGUUCGGUUGGUGGUCGGGGUGAAAGCAGUGGGACGGGUUCGCCAACGCCGCUGGUUCCUAAGUUAACGAUCAAAAUGGACAACCACCAUCAUCAUCACCUUCAUCAACAUCACACCAGUUUGCGGGUGAAAGAUGGUCCAGAUGUUAUUGAUGGAGGAGGUAGUAUGGUGGGUGGUCCUAUCCCGAAGCUGCAUAUAAAAACGGUCCAACAGGAUGGGGUUGGCCCAUCCACGGGAAUAAAUAAUAAUUCGUCGUCGUCGAGCGGCAAUUGUAGCACAUCCAGCCCCGGGUUGCCUCCCGUGUUGACAAGCUCGGAAGGAGUAAAGCUUACUAUAAAGCCGCUUCCGGAACCGAAGCUGCCGAAGCUAACGAUCAAAACAACAGGCCUCGGAACGAUCGCGGAAUCGAGUGACGUGUCGAUGGUGUCCUCGACAAGCAAUAGUUUCUCACCAAAAUUGUUGCCUUCAUCGGUCACGUGUAGCAGUUCCGGUGAACAGUUGCAGCAGCAUGUGGUUUGUGGCAUCGCGAGUGUUUCUCAACUAUUGCAGCAACAUCAGCAACAACAACCGGCUUCUCCAAGUGAUCAACAUUCGAACAUAAGCUCCAGCUCGAUUCCAAAGCUUACGAUCAAGCCGAUGCCCCCGAAGGAUGCAACGUGCGUUCAAGAUUGCUCUGCAGAUGGUAACAGUUCAUCGAACAUGCGUGGCGAAUGUUCCGUAACUCCUACUGUACCAAAACUGACCAUUAAACCCAUUCUGCCACCGGCAAAGCAAUCGGUAGAGGACAGCAGCAGUUCCAGCGAGAUCAGUAUUAAUUCCCUCGAAUCAUCGCCCAUUUCUUCGUCCUCGAUUUCAUCUGCUCCGGCCUCCGUGGUGGUAACCACUUCGCCACCAACGGCAUUGAGAAUGACAAUCAAAGUACCUUCAUCGGCUCCACAGCAACAGCACGAAAGUAACCUUGUAGGAGAUGGCGCCAGUUCAGCAUUGAUGGGAACAGCCACAGGUUCAUCUUCUACGACGGCUGCAGCAACAGUUGUCACAAGGCUUAAUAUUAAACCAGUACUGCCACCUCCAUCGAACGCAGAUCGCAACGAACCGUCGGGACUAGAUGGUGUUAGAGAGCAUGGCAAAGAUCACUCAAUGGUAAUGUCUGACGACAGCGGCUCGACUCUUACUUCGUGCGAAGAAUCCCACAAACCGAUCGUUAUACCGAAGGUAACUAUCAAAACCUUAGCCAACCCGCGAAGCCAAGAAACGGAAAUUUUGUCCACACCCAAGGUAACGCUAAAACCGAUUCCGAAGCCGCAAGAUGAAAAUCUCGUUACGGGGAAUCUUUUAGAACGUCAUUUGUUGUUGGGGGGGACGGGAUUGUCCCCGAUCAUGGCCAAUAAUGCAGGUCCCACUGUAACGAACAGCAUGCUGGGUUCUGCUACAUCGACGGGAAGUGGACAGGAUUCAAUGGAUUCACCACGAAUUAUAUUGAAAAUCAACAAAGGGUCCUCUUCAACAACGACCACGAGCGGUGAGCAGUUGGAGGGUACUGGUCCAGAUGGUGGCCCGAUAAUUUCAGUUCCCCAGCCGCCCGGCAGUUCUAUACUUGCGAACGAACUAAAACGACCAGCCACGAAUGCAAUGUGUGCCUCAACUAUCCCUUCAUCCGGCUCAUCGUCGGUAUCCUGUGCUUCGUCAACCUCGGUGUCGGCAUCGGCCACAUCCUCGUCGGCGGGGUCGGAUCCUGCGUCGCCUUCUUCCGGUGGCGGAGGUGAUCAGGGUGAAUUGGGAACGCUCGAGAUAAAAAGAAGCAAACUGGAUCACUCACAGUCACAGCUUACGCACAGUGAAAUGCAAGGCGUGCUGAGCCAUCAUCAAGACCUAUUGCAGCAGAACCAGCACCAGUAUCAGCUACAACUUAAAGCCAGAACUAACGCGGAAUUGACAAGGCGCCCGUUAUCAUCCGGAGCAGCGAGUUCGAAAAAUGUCAGCGAUAUAAUUGUGAUAGACGACGAUAGUAAAUCGGAGAACGAAACCCCGAGAGAGAAAGAUGUAAUGGCAUCAUCCGUUAUGCGGUUACCUCCCACUUCUGUCGAUCCUCUGGCCAUCAACGAUCGAAUGGUGGAUCGCUCGUUUGCGGCACUUGACGGUGGAGCGUUGGCGCAGGCAAAACCGAGACGUACACGAGGCACACCGCGUGGUGGUGGUGGACGUCAGUCGCGGAGAGGAAAUGGUCGUGGUGCGGGAUCGUCGGCGAUGGCCAAACAGCAGCAACUACACACCAAUGCAGCAGUAUCCCAGCUGCUAGGAAUAUUGGUGCAGGAUGAACGUGAAGAAGGUUCCAGUUCGGACUGCAUGAUUGUCGAUGAACCAGCAACGCCCGCGACUAACAUGCGCGAAAGCUUAACGCUAGAGAAUCUUUUACGUGGCACAUCAAAACCAUCGGUACCCUCGUCCGCAUCGAUCAGUGGCAGCAACUUUUACAGUGUCCCUAUGACCGGUGGUGGUACUGGCAGUGAGGUGGAGAAAAAUGGCACCGCCAGUAACAGUUCGAUCGGCAGUGUAACCAGUUCCGUCAGCAGUUCAGUGGUAGGACCGGCUUCGACACCGGCUGCGACCGGUCGAACGCCGGUGGCUGGAGUGCGCAUGAGUACACGGCGCGCCGCUGGACAGCUGCUGAAAGAGGUGCUCGCCAACAAACAUCAGGACCGGGAUUCCGGCGUAGACGAAGCGAGAACGGAUGGUGAGUUUGGAGCAACUCCCUCAAAGAGGCCGCGAGGCCGUCCAAAGAAACAAUCCGUCGAUAUGGUCACGGAAACAAACGGUGGAGGUAACAGCAAUUCGGUGGACGGAAGCAUCGGUGGCCUAGAAGCGGCUAGUGGUAGUAAUAUGCUACUGGCGAUGGCAAUGAUGGGAAGCGAAGAUGGUUCGACACUGCUUCGAACUGACAACAGGGGAUUUCUUGGAGCGCAGUCGCUUAUGGAAGGAAUUGUGCCAUUGCCGAGGACACCAACACGCACACCAAGAUCGAGAGGUCGUGGCCGCGGCAGAGGCAGAGGUAAAGUGAAUCUGAUAGAGGCAGGUAGUGUGUUUGGUGGUGCCACCUUAACCGAAUCUGGAGCGUCACCCGCAGACAGAAAUGUGGAUCCGUUGUUUAUUGGCACUCCAAAUAACAUCGACCCAACUACUACGGAUACUUCGCAAGGGUUUCAUCUGUUGUUCAAUCACCUUCAAACACCACCACGUGGUGGAGCUGGCGCACGUACCCGUGGCGGACGGAGAGGACCCGGUUCCAGAGGGCCCCGCACACCUAGAGGAGGUCGUGGUGCGGCCAAGAAUGCAAUGGCAGCGCUGUUAACCGUGGGAGGGACACCAUCGUCCGACAUUAUCGGAUCGUUUGCCGAUCUGACCGCUGCUCAGGAAGCAGCAACGAAACAGUUGUUGGAUGCAUUGCAACAGCAACAGCAGGAGCUGCUGCUGCAACAAUUACCACUUUCGCCAAGCGCACCGGACAUGACACCGAAACCGCGAGGUCGUGGACGUGGUUCCAGAGGAAUCGGGACGCUGACCGGAAGCAGACGGAAAGGGACACGCGGCAGUACCAAAGCAGCUGGUAGGGGCCGAAAGGGGCUUAAUGUAGAUUCGCAAAUGCUGACCAGCGCUGAAUCGAGUCCCGGUGCAGGCGUUUCUGGUGACAUAAAAAAUGCCAUUUUUAUGACACCGAUGGCUGGAGGUUUGGAUUUAAAUCGACCAAAGCUGCAUGUGCGUGCAUUAAAAACACCGAAAAAUGAAAUUAAAUCCAACACUCCACCAUCCAGCGCCGAAGCGAUACCAUCAACCAGUGGUGCAACGCCGUCGAGGACACCGACAGUAGACAGCGGUAGCGGUGGGCUUCAGGUGUUUGAAGAGGACACUCGCAUGAGUGGGGAUUUUAAUUUCACCACACCCGUGCGUAUGCUCAGCACCGGGGACGGAUGUCUGCAGCAGAACGAAGAAUCCCAAAGUUCGUACCUGAGUAGCACCAGCGUUACGCAGGAUGCUAUCAACCAAGCGUCGACGCAUGCAACAGUACCGGAAGACAAAACGACGACGGGCUUGGGAGCGGCCAACGUGUCGGAAGCCCAGAAAGAUUCCAUUUCGGGUGCAACCUCUGCCAGUAACAGCAAUAGUAGCAGUCGAAGAAUAAACAAAGGCAAAAUGGAAGUGCUCGAUUCUCACCGGGCGCAAUUUACGGUGGAUCUGCUAGCAGAAUAUGAAUGGCCUCCACCCAGCCCGGGCACUAGGGGUGCCGAUACGUUUAUGAUCCAGGAGCAGAUUGCGGAAUACUUGGGCGUGAAGAGCUUUAAGCGGAAGUAUCCCGACCUGAUGCGGCGCCCGGUCGAUAUGGAGGAGCGUAACUUUAUCCUGGAGCAGGGACUCGCUUCGGAGAAGAUGUGCGAUCUCGGGCUAACCGCAGUGUACGCUUCAGAAAUACUAGACAUUAUGAGCAGUGAUUAUCCGGAAAAGUAUGAAGAGUACACGCGUUACACGCGCGAGAAGCAUUUCCGCGAGCUGAGUAACCGGCAGCGACUGCAGCAGGAAGCAGUAAGCGCCGUAGUUGCGGCCGCGCCGAUAGAUCGCGCCCAACUACAAAAGGAGAAGGCAAUCGAAUCGGCAGCCAGCUGGAAUUGUAGCUUUAACAAAGAACGACGAGACUCAAGACGGGCAUGUAUGGAUCUACAAACGUAUGUGGUGCAGCAGCCGAAACGGCAACAGCUAUCCCGUCCGGAGGGCCAUCAGCAAACGGCAUCGAAGGUGUCAACUACCAACUAUCCCGUGGCACUUGUGCCCGGUCAGUUCAGCGAGUAUUACACUACUUACACACCCGAGGAAUUGGCUUGCUACCCAAUCAACACGAUAUUGUUGGAUCCAUUUGAGCUGCAGGAAAUUGUUUCGUCCGAGCGCUAUCGCAGGUUGGUAGCCGCCGAAGAGGCACGUCUACUCGAAGAUGAUAGCAGUAACAGCACCAGUGAUAGUGAUAGUGAUGAUAGCAGCACCGACAACAGUGGCACUAGCAGCGACAGCAGUAGCGGUAGCGACGAUGAAGCGGUAGGGCGCAGUGCACGGACGUCCGGUUCAUCCAAUAGCGGAUCCUCUUGCAGUGAUAGCGAGUGUGGAGGAAAUAUGAGAGUGAAAAAACAACGAAAUCGUCUGCUACGAGGAAGACGGCCUAGUGUGAUUGAUGGAAAUGCUAAGAAUGCCGAAACAACUGUUUCUGCUUCUAUCGCCGUUGGUGUCACUCCUGUCAGGAGGUCCAGUCGAACCAUGAGUGCUGGUGUACCAGUGGUGCCCACGACCGUGGAAUGUAAAGAACCAACCGAUUCAGAUGAUUCCGAUGUUCCAUUAAUAGCGCAUGCUGUGAAGAAGAAAAAUAAUCUCGCCUUAGCCAUCACACAGACCGCGACCACCGUUCCCCCUUCUGCGGGUGGUGGCAAGCGGAUGCAGGAUAUUGUAACACCGGUAAAACGACCACCUAUAAACCCGUUCAUGUGUGCCGUAUGCAUAGGUCCGGAGAACAAGAACAAGUACAAUAAGCCGGAACUGUUCGUGCGAUGCAGUCGUUGCCGUAGGAAAGCUCACCCGUCCUGUAUUGGUAUGUCGUCCGUGAUGUAUAAACGUGUGCAGCAGUACAAGUGGCAGUGCUCGGAGUGCAAACUGUGCAUGAAGUGCAAUCGACGACCGUCGGCGAUGGAUAGCAAAAUGGUAUACUGUGAUCAAUGUGACCGGGGUUACCAUUUAGCAUGUAAAGGACUUCGCAAUUUACCCGAAGGACGCUGGCAUUGUAGCAUCUGCACCAUUUGCGGUUUGUGCGGUGCUCAAACACCGGAAGGUCAUCCGAACCCGCACCUUUCCGCACAACAGCGUCAACAGCUAGCCAUGGUGGCAGAAUGGACACACGAAUACGGGAUGAAUGAGCUGACAAACAUACGGGAACAUCUCCGCACACUGUGUGUUCCUUGCGUGCGUCAACGAAAGCUGUCGCAACAGCCGCCUGGUGCAACGGUUUCUGGCGGUGGUGGAGAAAGCACAGCAAUUCUUAACAAUAAUAACAACCCUGAGCCCAGAAAGCUUUUGGCGGCGACACAAGGAGUAAGCGGCAUAGGUACGCUUAGUGUUCCCGGGGGUGUGAUUUCUAUGAAACCACAAUCAUCGUAA
Anopheles marshallii is the source of this 7452-nucleotide messenger RNA. RefSeq names its product mucin-19 (gene e(y)3). Gene Ontology annotation, cellular component: MLL3/4 complex. Lineage: Eukaryota; Metazoa; Arthropoda; Insecta; Diptera; Culicidae. Gene Ontology annotation, biological process: positive regulation of transcription by RNA polymerase II. The transcript has 10 exons. Gene Ontology annotation, molecular function: histone H3K4 methyltransferase activity; transcription coactivator activity; histone binding. The record is from RefSeq and is a predicted model, not a curated record. The coding region runs from base 1 to 7452 and encodes 2483 amino acids.